Messenger RNA from Seminavis robusta, 1715 nucleotides. The record is from the annotation of a GenBank genome assembly. NCBI's taxonomy places the organism in Eukaryota, Bacillariophyta, Bacillariophyceae, Naviculales, Naviculaceae.
AUAAGAUAUUUAAUUUUCCUUUGCAUUGCACCGGUACAGUACCACGACUUGAUGUAAUGCAAAGUGGACGAGAGCCCAACAGCUCUCAAAACAACAAAAGAAGAAACAAAACUGAACUAAACUAAACAAAACAAAACAGAAAGCAAUCAUGAUUAUGAGGAAAGGAAUCUGGUUUGGCAAGCUAUCCGAUGGCACGGAAGCCUCAAUCGGUGAUAUGGUGUCUCAAGAACUAACCGUGGUGCAGGCAGCCAGGGUGCGUCUUGUAGGACACCAGAGGCCCCUGGAUCAUAACGCGACGGUGGCAGUAGCCCAAUACUUGCGCCAGCGAUACCCUGAACUGAACCGGGAAGAGCAACCUUCGCAGUACACCGAAGCUGGCUUUACUCGAAGAACUCUACCCGAGGUAGAUGCGGCGAAUGCAGUUCGAGUGACCGUAGCCCCGCCAUCCGUCGGCCCGGAGAAGUGCCAGGAGAAGGCCUUGGCGCUCAUGAAUGGGCACGUGCUUCGUCAUCCCAGCUCCUUUUCUAGGUUGGGAUGGUGCAUCGACGUCCUCCACAGCCAAGAUGGCAACGAUUGUCUCCUCUGGGUUGUCUUGACAAUGUCUCACAGCCACUCUGAUGGUGUGGGAAUGCAGGUGCUCGUGUCAGACUUUCUUGACGCCUACUUGUUGCUUUUGAUUGGAGAUGCCUUGCCGUCUCGGGAACGUCUUCCAUUGUUUUCAUCCCUACCUCGCGAGAGGACCUCUCUGUCCUGGGGAAAGCAGGUUGGAUAUGGCUUCCUUGGAUGGAUGAGUUCCAAACUCAUGGCUUAUGGCGGACCAGCACCGAUGUUGUUGACCCCAGCAGCAAAGGAGCAUGCAGCAAAGAUCAAGGAAGAUCGCCUUCGAGCAGGCAAACUUCAAAAUGAAGGCCCAAUGCAUGUGGAAUUUGUGGAAUUGGAUGCAGCCAGCACAAAGCAGCUAUGUGCUCAUGCACGCUCGGUUGGAUUGACUGUGGGCUCCCUUGUCCAUGGAGCUCUCUUUGUGGCACUGGCCAAGCGAUACUUUCAGGAGCAUCCCGAGGCGAAGAAGCUGGAACUGGAGAUCCCGCUGUCUGUCAACAUGCGAAAGUUCCUGAACCCACCGUUGCCCGGCACCGUGCUAGCACCGCAACAGGGCGAGUUGCAGAUCAAGCUCCGGACAACGCGGCUUGAGGUCGAUCAAGCACUCGCAAGUCACAAGGCCAUGAUUCCAUUGAUCCACAAGAUUGCCUUGGACUCUCGAACCAAGGUCCAAGCAGAUCUCGCCAAACCAGAAAAGCUCAAAGCCUUGGACUUUAAUAUCACGACGGCGUCCAUCUUGCGCAAUUCCAAAGCUGAGCAACUAGGAGCCAUUCAGUACAUUGGUGACGCCUGGCUUUCCAAUGUGGGUCUCUUUCGUCCUUCGGAGCGAGUGCAACGGGCGGGUCGCUUGAUUCAGGUGGAGACAACUCUGACCCUGAAUCCAACCAUCAUGCCUGCGUAUGAAUUGGUAUGGAGCAACACAGUUGCUGGCGGAAGCAUGGCCCUCAGCAUGGUCACUGACGAGACCAUGGGCCGCAACAAAGCCAGUUCCCGAGCUCUGUUGCAAGACAUGGCCAAUCUUUUGCAAGUUCUUGUCCAUUGAAUAGCACCAGUAUGAUGUUAUUGCAAUGGGACAGCAGUUUAGUCAGAUAGUAAGUUGAUAACUACUAUUUUCU